UGAAAGUUCAAAGGUUAUAACUUUCAGAGGUGUGCACUUUGGACCAGUUCAAUGAUGAUUUGGUGUUAAAAGUCUUUUAUUAAACGUCUGCUUGUUUAUGAAGAUUAUUGAAGAUGUCCGAUGAUCCUAGGGAGUCUUCUGAGGAAGAUGUCACCCCGGCAGGCGGUGGUGAUUCAGCCACCGUGCCGCCGCAAAGCGGUCCUCGGCAGCAUGCGCAGGCCGGCCCGCGGGAGCCACGGGGCGGGCCCCGGGACCAGUACGUGCUGGGAGUGGACGUCGGCACGUCGACGUUACGCUGCCAUGUGUACGAUAAACUCGCCAACGUCAAGGGAUCCAGCAGCAAGAAGGUCCAUUUACUGCACCCCCAGCCAGGCUGGGUAGAGAUGGACCCAGAAGUCCUGUGGACAGACUUUGUAGAUGUUGUUAAUGAGGCCAUUAGAGCUGCAGGUGUUACAGCUGGCCAGGUGGCAGGGCUGGGCAUCUCCACACAGAGGUGCACCUUCACCAUGUGGGACAGAGAGACAGGAGAACUGUACCAUAAUUUCCUGACCUGGCAGGACUUGAGAGGUUCAGAACUGGUGGAAUCGUGGAACAACUCUUUAACAAUGAAGGCAGUCCACGGUGGAGGAAGCUUGUUGUACCUCAUGUCCAGAAGUAAACGGUUUUUGGCAGCUAAUGUACUGAAGUUCCUCCCCCAACAAAUAACAAUGAAAGUCAUGUGGCUGCUGCAGAAUAACCUCACAUUGAGGAGACGUGCCUUUAAUGGUCUGGUUUCUUUUGGAACCAUUGACACUUGGCUGCUGUGGAAACUAACAGGAGGCCAGGUGUAUGCCACUGACUAUUCUUGUGCCAGUUCAACAGGACUUUAUGAUCCAUACAUAAGACAAUGGAACAAAUUCUUUACGAAUUUGUUGAGCAUCCCCAUUUCUAUCUUUCCUCCAGUGGAGGAUACAAGUAAGAUUCAUGGUGUCUGUGAAACAAAGUGGUUUGGUGCUCCCAUACCCAUUGCUUCCUUGGUUGCAGACCAACAGGCGGCCAUGUUUGGUGAGUGCUGCUUUGACCCUGGGGAUGUGAAAUGCACCAUGGGAACUGGGAGCUUCAUGGACAUCAACGUUGGUAGUACCCCACAUACCUCCAUGGCAGGUCUGUACCCACUGAUUGGUUGGAAGAUCGGAGACGAGAUUGUCUUUCUGGCAGAGGGAAACGCCAGCGACACUGGAACUGCUAUAGACUGGGCCAGGUCUAUUGGUCUAUUUGAAGAUUAUGCUGAGACAGCUGAGUUGGCAGAGUCUGUUGAGGAUUCCAGUGGGGUAUAUUUUGUUCCUGCCUUCAAUGGCAUUCAGGCCCCGGUGAAUGACCCCCGAGCCUGCUCCUUGUUUCUGGGCCUGUCCUCCACCACCACCAAGGCUCACAUGCUCAGGGCUCUGCUGGAGUCACUAGUCUUCAGAAACAAGCAACUUUAUGAAACCAUGCUGAACGAAACAAAAAUACCAAUUACCUACAUCAGAGCUGAUGGUGGGGUCUCCAACAACAGUUUUGUGAUGCAGCUGACGGCUGACCUCCUGAACCGGACGAUCACCAGGCCCAAACACGUGGACAUGUCCAGCCUUGGGGCAGCCUUUCUAGCAGGACUUGCUGUUGGGAUGUGGAAGAGCAAGGAAGAACUGAAGGGUCUACAGACCUCAGAGCGGGUCUUCCAGCCUCGGCCGGUGUCUGAGGGUGUGUGGGAGAAGUACCGGCACAUUGUGGAGCAGUGGGAACGGGCGGUCAAGAGAUCUCUGUACUGGUAUCCAGCAAAGAACGAAUAAACACAUUACCAGCUAAGGCCUAGGAAAAAAAUGUUGUGUUUCCUAUUUUAGUCCUGAUAAAAUUGGGGUGAGUAGGUAGACAUUU
Messenger RNA from Branchiostoma belcheri (Belcher's lancelet), 1893 nucleotides. RefSeq names its product putative glycerol kinase 5. Gene Ontology annotation, molecular function: glycerol kinase activity. The coding region runs from base 114 to 1808 and encodes 564 amino acids. The record is from RefSeq and is a predicted model, not a curated record. Gene Ontology annotation, biological process: glycerol metabolic process; glycerol-3-phosphate biosynthetic process; triglyceride metabolic process. Gene Ontology annotation, cellular component: mitochondrion. The transcript is spliced from 18 exons. NCBI's taxonomy places the organism in Eukaryota, Metazoa, Chordata, Leptocardii, Amphioxiformes, Branchiostomatidae.